This is a messenger RNA of Acanthoscelides obtectus, 488 nucleotides long. The record is from the annotation of a GenBank genome assembly. NCBI's taxonomy places the organism in Eukaryota, Metazoa, Arthropoda, Insecta, Coleoptera, Chrysomelidae.
GUAUAAGCAUAGUAAGUGCAACGCACACAUAACAUCACUCAUAUAUUAUUAUAAAUAAUAGUACUGUUUCUAUAUCAAAGUUAUAUGCUGUAUCAAAACAGCCUGAACUCCAACCUUUGCUUAAUCAAUGAUUGUAGAUGUUUGCAGAACAUGAGUAACACCUCAUACUCGACUAACAACUUUCAGGUGAACUUCAUCAAAUCUAUAGGAGGCAAAGAUGCAAAAGACUUUUGCCUUGAACCCCUCAACUUCAUAAAAUGCUUGCUAGAGACCAUAACACGUACCAAUGAGUACAAUGUGGAAAAUGCUAUGAGUGAGGGGCUCUGACUUAGUAAACAGAGAAUAAAGAUGAAUCGGGCAGCUUCAUUAAGUUGUGUAAAUAAUGAUACUGUUUUCCGUAUUUGUAGAUGUAUUGAAAUGCAUAUUUAUGUAUUCAGAAUUUUUUGUUGAGACUAAAAAGAUGAAUUCUCUAAAUUUUGCAUUCCGCC